Salvia hispanica is the source of this 1155-nucleotide messenger RNA. Lineage: Eukaryota; Viridiplantae; Streptophyta; Magnoliopsida; Lamiales; Lamiaceae. The record is from RefSeq and is a predicted model, not a curated record.
AUGUCAAAUGUUUAUGUUCUCAUAUUGCUUCUUGGGCUCUUGGCUAUUACCAAUACCCCUUCUCUUGGUCAUGAACUAGAAGAUGAUGUGAUGUGGAAUAUCGGUUCACAAAUCAAGCAUCACCACCACCAUCACCAUGAACAUAAGCAUGAUUGCCCUCCUUCCCACCACCAUCACCACGCUCCAUCUCCUCAUGCUCAUCCUCCAAGACACCAUGGCCAUGCUCCUGCUCCUACUCCUCAAUAUGCUCGUUCUCCAAGUCACCACGAUUAUGCUCCUGUUCCUACUCCUCAAUAUGCUCAUUCCCCAAGACACGAUGGUCAUGCUCCUGUUCCUACUCCCCAACAUGCUCAUUCUCUAAAACACCAUGGUCAUGCUCAUUUGCCAAAACAUCAUGGUCAUGCUCAUUCUCCAAAACACUAUGGUCACGCUCCUGCACCCACUCCCCAACAUGCUCAUUCUCCAAGUCAUCAUGGUCAUGCUCCUGCCCCUACUCCUCAACAUACUCAUUCUCCAAGACAACAUGGUCAUGCUCCUGCUCCUACUCCUCAACAUGCUCAUUCUCCAGAACACUAUGGUCAUGCUCAUUCGCCAAAACAUCAUGGUCGUGCUCAUUCUCCAAAAUACUAUGGUCAUGCUUCUGCACCCACUCCUCAACAUGCUCAUUCUCCAAGACAACAUGGUCAUGCUCCUGCCCCUACUCCUCAAUAUGCUCAUUCUCCAAGUCACCACAAUCAUGCUCCUGUCCCUACUCCUCAAAAUGAUCAUUCUCCAAAACAACAUGGUCAUGCUCAUUCGCCAAAACAUCAUGGUCAUGCUCAUUCUCCAAAACACUAUGGUCACGCUCCUGUACCUACUCCCCAACAUGCUCAUUCUCCGAGUCAUCGUGGUCAUGCUCCUGCCCCUACUCCUCAACAUGCUCAUUCUCCGAGACACCAUGGUCAUGCUCCUGCACCUACUCCUCAACAUGCUCAUUCUCCUACACACCAUGGUCAUGCUCCUGCACCUACUCCUCAACAUGCUCAUCCUCCAAGACACUAUGGCCAUGCUCAUUCUCCGAAACACCAUGGUCAUGCACAUUCUCCAAAACAUCAUGGUCAUGCUCAUUCUCCGAAACAUCAUGGUCAUGGUCAUGCUCCAAUACCUGCUCCUUAG